CUCUUGUCACCCGGUCAAACCAACGAAUUUACAGUCGAUUAGGGCUCCUGGCGGCCUCUGCUGAAGACGAUUACCGUGGGCAUCUAAUUCGCCAUCCUUGCAGACUCUCGUACAAAUUCGCAGUCCUACAGUCUGUGUACAAUCUAUUGUACCAAUGGAAGUUGCAUCGACCAGGACGACCGCCUCCGGGGUGCCAUCCCAGGAUGAUUCGGCUCCGCGGUUGCCCACCGAGAUCUGCGGACGGAUCAUUGACCAUCUGGCCGCGGGACUGGUUCUCUACUACAGAGAUCUGGCUGGGGAUCCAAAUCUCCUAGCACUUCGAUCGUGCGCACUAGUGUGCAGGGACUGGUACUUUCACACCUGGUACCAUCUCCGCCGGCGUGUUCACCUUCGUGACCGAAACGACGUCCUUUCACUUUCCAGGACACUCCGCGAGAGACCACGCCUCCGCGGUGUCGUCCGACAGGUCGUCAUCUCGGGUCAUACAUCUGGCCAGCGUUCAGUGAUCCAACAUCUCGGAACGUUUACCGCUAUGCUUGCCGGGAAGCUCCCGGAGCUGUGGAGGAUUACCAUUGAGGACGCGGAAUUGACCAUUGGCUCGAUGAGGAUGGAAGAUUUUGGAUAUCUCGCUGCAUUUCACCUCAUCCACACAUUGAACAUUGUCAACGUCAACGUGCCAAGCAUCGCCCGGCUGGCCGGCCUCAUUUCAGCACUCCCUGGCCUAACAAAUCUAUGGUGUAUCAAUGUCGACUGCUUGCAGAAACUCUCUGUCUCUCCUGUCUCUCUCCCGCUGAACUCUGCAAGUCUGGAGCUUCUCGACGUGAUAUGGGUUGCGCCCGCAAUUCAAGACCUCCUUGGGCGAAUCAGCCAGGCUUCCCGGCUACGCAUUCUCCGUCUCGGAGUGGACGAAGACUUGACAUUAUCCUCCGCAGGCAGCAGAAGUCAAACUUUGUUGAAUGCAAGUGCCGCCUCGGUGGAAGUCCUGAUUCUUGAGUUUGAUCCCGACUCCUUCGUGGACCGUGGCAGUGACAGUCUUGGUUCCGCUGUAGAACGACACCUCAACCUGUCACGCCAUGAAAGCUUGUGGCGAUUGCGCAUUGUCUUGUACCACCCCUUUGUUGCGUGGUCCUGGAUUCCUCAUAUCAUCUCUCGAAUCCCUUCAAAGCAUCUCAUGGCCAUUUCUGUUUUGUUUUUCAUUGGUACAGAUCAUGCAGCCGAUGACUUGGAUGGGGCGGUGACGAUGAUGGUGGAAGACGGUAUCUUGGCUUCCGCAACGCUGGCAACGACUGGACCUCGCCUGAAGAACUGAUUGGUACAGAAUCAUCAUCGCGAGAGCGGCGCAACCGGUGGGACGAGCUCAUUAGACGGAAGAUGCCGCGCUGCAAUGGACGGGGCAUAUUGACUGUGCUAUUCUCUUUCGAAGAGGACAAGAACUGGAUUCACAACAUGGAGGAAAUCCAUCGAGCGACACAACGCCAGAAUGCCAAAACUGGAGUAGAGGUGCAGCGAGAGGACGACACUGAGCAUGCGCCGGAC
Messenger RNA from Rhodofomes roseus, 1536 nucleotides. RefSeq lists its product as uncharacterized. NCBI's taxonomy places the organism in Eukaryota, Fungi, Basidiomycota, Agaricomycetes, Polyporales, Fomitopsidaceae. The transcript has 6 exons. The record is from RefSeq and is a predicted model, not a curated record. The coding region runs from base 155 to 1309 and encodes 384 amino acids.